Peromyscus eremicus (cactus mouse) is the source of this 831-nucleotide messenger RNA. Its product is annotated as leukocyte immunoglobulin-like receptor subfamily A member 5. The record is from RefSeq and is a predicted model, not a curated record. The transcript has 3 exons. Gene Ontology annotation, molecular function: inhibitory MHC class I receptor activity. The coding region runs from base 1 to 831 and encodes 276 amino acids. Lineage: Eukaryota; Metazoa; Chordata; Mammalia; Rodentia; Cricetidae. Gene Ontology annotation, biological process: cytokine-mediated signaling pathway.
AUGAGAGAGGUGAUAGCCUGGGACCCAACUUUUGAAUAUUUUUCAGAAACACUCCCCUCACCCAUCCUUUGGGCUGAGCCAGGUUCUAUCAUCUCUUGGGGGAAGUCGGUGACCAUCUUGUGUCAAGGAAAUAUCCAAGCACAGGAGUACUACUUGAAUAAAGAAGGGAGAACAUCACGCUUGUACAGACAGACCGUAAUGGAGCCUGGGAGCAAGGCUAUGUUCCCCAUCCCAUUCAUUACAGAGCUCUAUGCAGGACGAUAUCGCUGUUACUAUGAGAGCCCUGCUGGUUCUUCAGAGCACAGUGACAUGCUGGAGCUGGUGGUGACAGGUGUCUAUAGUAAACCUAGCCUGUCAGCCCUGCCCAGUUCUGUGGUGACCCCAGGAGAGAACGUAACUUUUCAGUGCGUCUCAUGGUUGGGAUUUGAAACCUUCAUUCUGACUGAGGAGGGAGAAAACAAGCUCUCCUGGGCUGGUGACUCACAGAGACAUCCAAAUGGGCACAUGCAGGCGCUUUUUCCCAUGGGUCCCGUAAGCCCCGGCCACAGGCGGAAGUUCAGGUGUUACGGGUAUGACAACAGCAAUGCCCAAGUAUGGUCAGCACCUAGUGAACCCCUGGAGCUCAUAAUCUCAGGCUCACAUCUCCAAGAUCACACAGUGGAGAAUCUUACCAGGAUCACAUUGGGUGGCUUGGUCCUGGUGGUUCUUGGAAUUCUUCUAUUUGAGGCUCAGCACAGCCCGAGAAAGACACCAGAUGCAGCCAGGAGGGGAACAACGGAGACAGCAGUACCCAUCGCUGAGUGGUGGGAUAACGACGACUGUGCGUACUGA